Messenger RNA from Lasiodiplodia theobromae, 1563 nucleotides. Its product is annotated as Lactam utilization protein lamb. The transcript has a single exon. Bases 1 to 1563 code for a protein of 520 amino acids. The record is from RefSeq and is a predicted model, not a curated record. NCBI's taxonomy places the organism in Eukaryota, Fungi, Ascomycota, Dothideomycetes, Botryosphaeriales, Botryosphaeriaceae.
AUGGCCGAACAACAACACUCGCCGCGCAGGCGCGCUUCCAUCAGGCGAAUGCGAGACCAAGUCGACCUGACCGACCGACCGUCCAUCAUCGACGAGUCGGCCAAGGCUCCUCGUUGUUUAUAUUGCGGUUCCGCUCAUCGUCGAUCCACUUGCCCCGCCUUUCCAUCUCCUCCUCCCGCCGUGCCGCAGCGAAGAGUAGCGCUAUGGUUUCUGGUAAUACUAGUCGUCGGCGUGGUCAUGGCAGAUUUGGCGACGAUGAAAGACUGGGUGAUGGGGCGGUUCCUGGAGCCGCCGCCACUGCCGCCGAUACCAGCAGCCUACGACUACAACGCGGUGCUGAACGAGACGCUGCGGCAGCGCGAAGAGUCGCUGGCGAUGGAUAUUGCGACGCCGUACACGGGUGGGCUGAAGGGGCUGGGGCUGAAGGGUCUGUUCAAGCAGUAUAUACGGUUGCGCUUUUCCCUGCAGGACGUGACCGCGGAAUACAGCAAUUUAUGGGGCCCGGCCGAGGCGCGAAACCAGACGGCGGACCGCUUUUACGACCAGCUGGACGCAACUAGAAAAUACGUGUGGGAGCUAUUGGGCGAGGUGGUAGGAAUGGACAUGGAAAUGGGAUGGGCCAUAACUGAAGCGUCCGAAAGAGUCAACAGUACAGCCAGUGACCUAUCGUUGGUGCUUAAUAUGCCAUCUAACGAAGUCGUGGAGAUCUGGGGACCCCAGCCGCGGCGUUCAAACCCAAUACCUGGCUUGCGUACCGUACCGGACGACGACGACGGCGACGACAUCACGCCCGACCCCCAGCUAAUACGCGACCGUAUCCUAUGGAAAAUAGUAUGCAACUGCCAGGCCUUUAUUAUAAGCAUUAGCAAAGGCCUACUGAAGAAGCCGCUCCAGGCGAGAGAGAUGAUUAACGCUACUAAGCGUGAAUUUAAGCCGGUCGAGGAAUUCAUGCGUAAAGAAUUAGUUAUACGCAAGGACAUGGCUAGAGUAAUUAUCGAUAACAUCCACCAGCGCUACAAUACGUCGAUGCAGGAGUGGGGCGCGUCGCUACCAAACCGCUUGUACCGCUCGCCUAGCGCCUUAAUGGGCGUCCUCGGCUGGUAUCUGGACGGCCAAGACCCCCCCACCUGGCCCUUCUUCGACCUCUUGCCCCACCGCCUCAACAUGGACAGGCUUGAGCGCGUCGAGGCCGGAGUCAUCUUCUUCCAGGCCAUGAUGCGGUCCAUAGAAGCUCACCUCGCAGAUUCGCGCAUUCUAAUUGGCUAUACCGCCACGCGCCCUGCCGACGUCGACGCCAAUCAUCCCUGCCCGUUGCGGUUGGCCAACGCCGACAAUUCGACGCAGCCCCAGUCGCCUCAUGAAAUGCUACUCAUCCUUGAGAAGCACGUUGCCGCCUUUGCUAUUCAAAUUCACAGCUGGGAUGAGGAGUUGUUCCACAACCAUGUCCAACAGGCGUGGGAGAGAAGGGAAGGGGAUCUACACCAGGGUGGCCAAUCGUCCGUCCUUUUGGGCGCGCGCGAUUGGCUACAUGAUUUAGCAUCAAUCGCGCGAUUGCUUAUAUAA